UUUGUGGAGGACUACGAGCCCACGAAAGCCGAUUCGUACCGAAAAAAGGUGAUCCUCGACGCCGAAGAGGUUCAGAUCGAUAUCCUGGACACCGCCGGACAGGAAGACUAUGCGGCCAUUCGUGACAACUAUUUCCGUUCGGGCGAAGGAUUUCUAUGCGUUUACUCGAUCACAGAACACGAGUCAUUCACUGCUGUCAAUGAAUUCAGGGAGCAAAUACUGCGAGUGAAGGGCGACGACAACAUCCCUUUUGUUUUGGUCGGAAAUAAAGCAGAUUUAGACGAAAGACGUCGCGUCAGUCUCGAUGAAGCGCACCGACUGUCAGACCUCUGGAAAGUGCCAUACAUUGAGACCUCGGCCAAGACCCGCCUCAAUGUGGACCGGGUUUUCUUUGACUUAAUGCGAGAAAUACGUAAACGAAAGCUGACGGACGCCGAGACGAGUAAUGGCCCCAAAAAGGCCGGCCGU
Messenger RNA from Oppiella nova, 468 nucleotides. The record is from the annotation of a GenBank genome assembly. Lineage: Eukaryota; Metazoa; Arthropoda; Arachnida; Sarcoptiformes; Oppiidae.